Entamoeba dispar SAW760 is the source of this 440-nucleotide messenger RNA. RefSeq lists its product as uncharacterized. The record is from RefSeq and is a predicted model, not a curated record. Lineage: Eukaryota; Evosea; Mastigamoebida; Endamoebidae. The transcript has a single exon. The annotation marks the transcript as partial.
AUGAUUCUAUUAAUUAUAGCACUUCUACAAAUAAGUUAUGCGUUUAAUAAUCAAUGUUCAUCUGCUACUUUAGUUGAUUUAACAACUAUGAAUGAAUUUUCUGUUACAGAAGACACUACUCAGUCUACUCUUUCGUCCUAUCGAGUUGGAAGAAGGGUGAUUAAACAGAAGGGAAAAUGGUAUCGAAUUCACACCAAUGGGUUAGGUAAUAAUAUUGAAAUUGAUACUUGUUUAUCUGGAACAACAAACUUUGAUUCAAAAAUCAUGGUCUUUGGAGGUUGUUCAAGAGGUAUUGGAACACAAUUACUGUCAAUGAAUGAUGAUAGUUUUACUGGUUGUGGUUCAGCUGCUAGGUUGAUAUUUAAUGACCAGAGAAAAACAACUUUCUUUGUUUUUAUUACUGGGUCUGAUGUAAAUGAUGUUGGAAUUUUUGGGAUUAG